Messenger RNA from Dreissena polymorpha, 3303 nucleotides. RefSeq lists its product as uncharacterized. The record is from RefSeq and is a predicted model, not a curated record. Bases 1 to 3303 code for a protein of 1100 amino acids. Gene Ontology annotation, biological process: DNA integration. Gene Ontology annotation, molecular function: nucleic acid binding. The transcript has a single exon. NCBI's taxonomy places the organism in Eukaryota, Metazoa, Mollusca, Bivalvia, Myida, Dreissenidae.
AUGGGUAUCUCACCUUGUGAACCUGACCGGAAGUCUGUCGAGUACCUAAAGCAAUACCAAGAGACAUCUAUUGAGUACAACAACGGAAGGUACCAUGCCAAACUUCCAUGGAAGCAAGAUCACCCUGCUCUACCAACAAACCACAAUAUAACUUUGACGAGAACUGUUGGGACUAUUCAGAGGUUGCGCAACGAACCGGAAGUGCUUCGGGCAUAUGGUGACAUCAUAGCAGAACAGGAAAGACGUGGCUUUAUCGAGCGGGUACCACUUGGUCAAGAGUCAGCUGAACAAGUGCACUACAUCCCUCAUCACCCGGUGAAAAAAGAAUCAUCAACGACACCCAUACGCAUCGUCUACGAUUGUAGCUGCCGUCAGUCAAGUGAUUCACCAAGCUUGAACGACUGCCUGGAAUCAACGCCACCGGAAUUGAACGAGCUUACGUCGAUUCUUGUUCGUUUUCGGUUGAAUCCGUACGCUGUCUCCACAGAUAUAGAAAAGGCUUUUCUUCACGUCGGGCUACACGAAAAGGAUCGUGACAUGACGAGGUUUUUCUGGCUUGAAAAUCCGUUAGAUCCAGAUAGUCGACUAGUGACAUACAGAUUCAAAGUAGUGUUGUUUGGUGCAACCUGUUCGCCAUUUAUUUUGAAUGCAACAUUACUGAAACAUCUCAGAAAGAAUAUGAAUGUGAACGCUGCACACGUCAUUGAACGGGACUUGUACGAAGACAACGUAAUUUCCAGCUUUAAGUGCGAAAAGGAUUUACUUGAAUAUUUCACAGAGGCAAGACAAUUGAUGUCCACAGCUGGGAUGAAUUUAAGGUCAUGGAUAUCAAACAGCGCAUGUCUGAGAACAGCCGCGGAAAACGAAAACGUUCCGGAUACUUGUGACGUCACCAAGGUGCUCGGGCUGAGAUGGGAUCCCAAGUUAGACACAAUAAACUUCGUAGACAAACAGAUACCAAAUUUAGAAAAAGUUACGAAGAGAACGGUUUUUAAAUUUUCAUCACAAAUAUAUGACCCGCUUGGACUUUUGAGUCCAGUUACAGUCCGAGCGAAAAUUCUCUUACAAGAAAUGUGGAAACAGAAAUAUGACUAUGACACGCCUCUUCCGUCCAGUUUACAUGCAACAUGGUCAGAAAUCGCCACAGAUCUCAACACUGUUGUUCGAGAGACGUCACUGCGCCGCCAGCUCAUACAAUCUGUUGAAGGAACUGGAAGUGAUGUGAAACCGGAAAUGCACGUCUUCGUAGAUGCAAGUAACAAGGCGUAUGGCGCAGCGGUAUAUAUCUGCAACAGAAAUGAGUCAAGAUUGGUGAUAGCGAAAAGCAGAGUCACUCCUGUUAAAUCACUAUCGCUUUCACAGUUAGAAUUGAUGGCUGCUUUGAUCGGAGCGAGACUAGCUACCAACAUUCAAUCUUCCCUGCACACGACGCAUAACACGUUUUGGUCUGACAGCCAGAUAGUCCUUCAUUGGCUCUCCACAACGAAUAAAUUGAAGAAAUUUGUAGCCAACAGAGUGUCCGAAAUAAACACGUUGACCAAUACAAACACUUGGAAAUACUGUCCAACACACGACAACCCCGCAGACCUGCUGACACGUGGGGUAUCAGCAAACGUCUUCAUGAAGAGCAGCAUUUGGCAAACGGGGCCCGAGUGGAUCACAGACACGAGGAGGUGGCCUAUAUGGGAGACGGAACCGCUACUUGUCAACACUAUUUUAGAUGAACACGCCGGAACAGAGAUGGUGCCGCGUCACGUGCUACAUACAGAUAUAUCUAACGGGUCUCUACUUAACCUUCAGAGCGUUAUCAACAUUUCUGACUACAGCUCCUACCGAAGACUCCUGCGCGUGACAGCUCUUGUACAAAGAUUUGUCAAAAAUUACAAACUUCCACACAAAGAACGAGUUUACGGAACAGUAAAUGCAAAUGAACUCCGAUGUGCUGAAAAACUGUUACUUCGGCAUUGUCAAGCCACAGAAUACAAUGAUGAAAAAAUAAGUUUGAAAUCACGAAUGUUUCGCAUCCCGCUUGUGAAACAACUUCGUCUGUUUAUCGACAGUGACGACAUUAUUCGAUGUGGUGGAAGAAUUAAUAACGCUCCACUAUCGGAGAUGACGAAGUUCCCGAUAUUGUUACCGAAAAAACACCACAUCACACGGUUGAUUGUCAGAGAUGCGCACAUCACACAUCUGCACUCGGGUGUCAACGCAACUGUGACACAUAUACGACAGAAGUAUUGGAUUCCAGCGAUAAGACAGUGUGUGCAGACAGUCGUCCGGAAGUGCGUCACUUGCCGCAGAGUCGUUGGACGAGCCUUCAGAGUCCCCGAGCCGCCGCCAUUACCGAAGAUGAGAGUUGAAGACACGCCGCCCUUUACAGUAACGGGGGUAGAUUUCACGGGCGCUCUAUACGUAAAGCAGACAAACGGAAGUGAAACAAAAGCAUACAUUUGUCUUUUCACAUGUGCUAUUACUCGAGCCGUCCUACUCGAAGUUGUAACCGAUCUAACAAAGGAAUCGUUUUUAUGCGCAUUUAGAAGAUUUGUUAACCGGAAGUCACUGCCGAAAUUAAUAAACUCCUACAAUGCUACCACGUUUGUAGCAGCGUCUAACCAUUUGAAGACGCUAAUGGAGUCUACAUUAGUCCAAGAAAAAUUGAGCGGUAUGGUAAUAGAGUGGCGUUUCAUUCCACAACGCGCCCCAUGGUACGGGGGAUGGUGGGAGCGACUUAUUGGUUUAACGAAAGUCGCUCUGAAAAAAGUAGUUGGCCGAGCAUACGUCACACUUGAGUCUCUACAGACAAUCGUCACAGAAAUCGAGGCUGUACUUAACGAUCGGCCAUUGACAUAUGCAUCAGCAGAUCUUAACGACCCCACGCCCAUCACGCCGUCACAGCUGUUAUACGGUCGCAGAGUUACAACGCUGCCUCACGAUGACGUCACAGUCGAUGCCGGGAGUACUGUCGCUGCAGCCGACCAUGCUGCAUUUAACCGCAUGGCAAGGCGACGUGAGCUGCUCAUACAACAGUUGUACAGACGCUGGAAGACUGAGUACCUGACGUCACUCCGCGAGCACCACCGAAUGUCUGGUUCCAACACGCAGACGAUCAACACCGGGGACGUGGUGCAGAUCCAUGAUAAUGGCCCUAGAUGUCGAUGGAAACUUGCCGUGGUCGUCGAUGUUGUAACCGGAAGGGACGGGCAUGUUCGCGCGGCCAAAGUGCGAACCAGUAACGGACUGUAUACCCUAAGGCCAAUAGCAAAACUUUAUCCACUGGAAGUGAUAAGUGCCAAUGGAAACUGA